Messenger RNA from Nanorana parkeri, 2375 nucleotides. RefSeq names its product maternal embryonic leucine zipper kinase (gene MELK). Bases 202 to 2154 code for a protein of 650 amino acids. Lineage: Eukaryota; Metazoa; Chordata; Amphibia; Anura; Dicroglossidae. Gene Ontology annotation, cellular component: cytoplasm. The record is from RefSeq and is a predicted model, not a curated record. Gene Ontology annotation, molecular function: protein serine/threonine kinase activity; ATP binding; tau-protein kinase activity. The transcript has 18 exons. Gene Ontology annotation, biological process: intracellular signal transduction; protein phosphorylation; microtubule cytoskeleton organization.
GGCCGGAAGCUGGAGGUGUUCCCCGGCAGAUUUAAAAGUUCAUGACGUCACUCCCUAUUGAGCUCGUGUGCUACUGUUUUGUCAGCGAUAUUAGUACUAGUAGCUGUUUGAUGACUGUCCGGCCGGGUCUGCAGCUGAUCGGCUUGUGAGGAGCGCCAUCUCUCAGGACAGGUCUUCAUUAACAUAAGCAAAAUUGCAAGCAUGGCUGUCGAUGAUUACGAGGAGCUGCUAAAACAUUAUGAAUUACAUAACACUAUUGGGACAGGAGGCUUUGCAAAAGUGAAGCUUGCGACCCAUCUUCUUACUGGUGAAAAAGUGGCCAUCAAAAUCAUGGACAAAGAUUCCCUAGGGGAUGAUUUGCCUCGAGUCAAAACAGAAAUUGAUGCAAUGAAGAAUUUAAGCCACCAACAUGUCUGUAGACUCUAUCAUGUAAUCGAGACUCCAAAGAAGAUCUUCAUGGUGCUUGAGUACUGUCCUGGCGGUGAAUUAUUUGACUACAUUAUUGCAAAAGACCGACUAACUGAAGAAGAAGCUAGGGUUUUUUUCAGACAGAUCGUAUCUGCUGUCACCUAUAUCCAUAGUCAGGGUUAUGCUCACAGAGAUCUCAAACCAGAAAAUCUCCUUAUUGAUGAAGAUCAGAACUUGAAGUUAAUAGACUUUGGUCUCUGUGCAAAACCAAAGGGAGGAAUGGAUUAUCACCUGAUGACCUGUUGUGGUAGCCCAGCAUAUGCAGCCCCUGAAUUGAUACAAGGAAAAGCUUAUAUUGGCUCUGAGGCCGAUAUCUGGAGCAUGGGUGUGCUUAUGUAUGCAUUGAUGUGUGGCUACCUUCCCUUUGAUGAUGACAAUGUAAUGGUGUUGUACAAGAAAAUAAUGAGGGGAAAAUAUGAUAUCCCAAGAUGGCUUUCUCCUGGCAGUGUGUUACUUCUCAGCCAAAUGCUUCAGGUGGAUCCCAAGAAAAGGAUUUCGGUGAAGCAUCUCUUAAACCAUCCUUGGCUUCUGCAAGGAUAUAACUGUCCUAUCGAAUGGUACAGCAAAUGCCCCCUUGGCUACAUGGAUGAAGACUGUAUUACAGAGAUGUCUGUUUACUUCAAGCACAGCAAAUCUACCAUGUCAAACCUGAUAUCAGAGUGGAAUUAUGAUCAUACAACAGCCACCUAUUUAUUGCUUCAACUAAAGAAAAUUCGAGGAAAAGCAGUUCGUUUAAUAAGUUCAGUCGUUGUGGAACCCUCUGCCUCCAGUUUUAAGGAACUUCAGUUAAGGCAUAAGCUGAAUUUUGAUGAUUUCAAUCAAGGGGAAUUUCCAUAUGUGUUUGGAUCCAUGGAAUUUUCUGAUGAUGAUCUAUUUUAUGAGGAGCACACAUGCAGCACUACUGAAAAAAUCAGUUCAAAGGAGUUUUCUGGAUAUCGUUCUGAGCUUCACAGUGUGGACUCUUCCCCUGCAACGCCAAUAAAGUCUAUGAUGCCAACAAAGAAAAGUGAAAAUAAGGAAAACUCUGACUCAAAAUUGCCCAAAAAUGAAGGCCCCUUUUUGCAGCCAGCUCCUUGGACACCAGCCUCCAAGAAGAAAGGAGUAUUGACUACCCCCAACAACAAUAUUUUGGCUCCUGCAAAAGACAAAAGCUGCUCAAUUAAAGAAACUCCCACAAAGAAACCAUUUCUGCUGAGUAACGAAAUUACAUCAUCUGUUAUAAGUCCUGAAAGGCGUUGUCGUUCUGUGGAUUUGGAUUUAAAUCAAGCACAUCUUGACAGUGCUCAGAAGAAAAAAGGAGGAAAGGUAUUCGGCAGUCUGGAAAGAGGACUAGAUAAAGUCAUUACAAUGCUGACGCCAAGCAAGCGAAAAGGAUGUACAAGAGAUGGACCCAGAAAACUCAGGGCCCAUUAUAAUGUGACGAUGACAAAUUUACUCAAUCCUGACCAUAUGCUAAAUGAGUUAACUAGAGUUCUUCCACUGAAGAACGUGGAUUAUGUCCAGAAGGGGUAUACCCUGAAAUGCAAAACCCAGUCUGAUUUUGGAAAAGUGACCAUGCAAUUCGAACUAGAGGUGUGCCAGUUGAGCAAACCAGAUGUAGUGGGCAUUAGAAGGCAGCGUCUUAAAGGUGAUGCCUGGGUUUACAAGAGACUAGUGGAAGACAUCCUGUCAAGCUGCAAGUUAUAACUGUUACCUGCUAAAAAUUGAACAUCAGGUGUUUAUAAAGGUCUCUUCUGUACUAUAUAUCUGUACAUUUGUACAACUGUAGGGCAUGAAUCGUUUGGUAAUUAUGAGCAAACAAUUUUGUUAAUAUUUGUAAAAAAAAUAAUAGUUUUAAUUGUCUUUUUAUGUUCUUUAAAUGUCUGUCCUGAUUUAUGUUUUGGAAUAAAACACUAAAAUGAACCACU